Messenger RNA from Amoebophrya sp. A25, 1025 nucleotides. The record is from the annotation of a GenBank genome assembly. Lineage: Eukaryota; Dinophyceae; Syndiniales; Amoebophryaceae.
AUGGCCUCUUAUUGGCGGUACUUCUACAUACCAAAAGUGUAUUUUAAGCAACAAGAAGCCCCCUCGAGUACUUCUGGCAUUCCGGAAACUGGAAAUGAAGUCUCCGAGGGACCACCUUUGAUGAUCAAACAGCCAUUGGGUUUUGCGAUAAGAAAGCGAUCCACUACAGCGCCAGCUCUGAGAGACGACGUGCCCCCAAAGUGCUUAGACGUAGAUCCGGUUCUGCGCGAGCGAAGCCAUUACUUAAGCAAUAAUGGAAAAAACUAAUAAACAUAAAGUACAAGUACUAGUACAAACGAAAAAACUAAUAUAAAGUAGAAGUACAAACGACGUGGAUUUCUCUAUAAUUAUAAGUCAUUACUUGUUGUAGUACUUUUUCAGUACAUGAUGUACAUGUGCUAGGUCGUAGACUUCCAGAGCAGACAUACAUAGAAGUGAGUUUUUGGCUCAUGUACGAGGUAUACCUCCUCCAGAGACAUAUGAAUUAUACUUCUCUCUUUUCAUACUAUUACACGAUCGUGAAGAGCGACGACUGCUUGACAGCUGACGGCCUAUCCUAUCGGGUGAAAAAGGAUUUGGACGCCUUUGAUCCGGAGGACACCCUGCAGCCUUGGGGCAGCGUAGUCUGCGGUCCCAUCGUGGAUGACCGCUGGAUCGAAGUUGAAGGAUGGUUCCUGCCAGUAGCUGUUAUGAUAGAUGCCAGUAGCUGUUAUGAUAGAGCCGUAAGCACACACAUUGAGAGGACUACAUCAAAUGUAGUGCUGAAUACUCGAAGAUGGACACGGCAGACGUAGAUAUGCUGAAUACUCGAAGAUGGACACGGCAGAUAUACAACAGAUUUCCAAUACCGUACAAAGUUAGAAAAUAUGAGCAGUCGUGUCUGAUGAAUGGUUCCGGUAAGUAGUAUCACAGGAGGUGGCCAGUCGUCUAAUGUUCUGAAAAGCAUAGUGGACACACGCAUUGUAUGGAGUCUUGUUGUGCGGCCCUCGACGCUGCGUGAGCUCCUGGCGCAGAUGGAACCUUAA